AUGGCGGCGGGGCCGGGUACCGAGGCUCUGGCCUUCCGGCAGCUGCGGGACCUCGUCGCGACCCAGGAGGCGCUAAUAGAGCGGCUGCGGCUCCGGAUAGCAAUACAGGAGGAGAAUUUUGUAUGUAAGGAGGAUUAUGAGGCUGUUGUAAAGAAGUUGGAGAAAGAAGAGGAGGAGCACUCAAAGACCAAAAUCCUGCUUGCCAAGGAAGCUGAGAAGCUGCAGUUUGCGCUCGGGGAGAUUGAGGUUUUGUCCAAGCAGCUUGAAAGAGAGAAACAAGUCUUUGAAAAAGCACUUUCCAACGUUAAGAGCAAAGCGCUAAGAGAAUCCACCAAAAAAGACAAGCUAAUAAGCAAAUGCAAUGAAAUCGAGAGCCAUAUUAUGAAACAGGAGGAUCUCCUGAAUGACAAAGAGAAUGAAAUUAAGGAGCUGCAGCAGUUCAUCACCAAGCAGAAGCAAACACUCAAGACUCAAGUGUCAGACUUAAAAAUACAGAAACAACAGGAAAGUUACAUAGCGCAAGUGCUGGAAAAGAAACAGAAGAAGGGUUUAAAGUGACUAUAUUAAACAUUACACUACAAUCCAUGUAUCCCCUCGAUACACAACCACUGUAAAGAUUCUAGUGCCCACCGUUACUGCAGUGG
Terrapene triunguis (Three-toed box turtle) is the source of this 644-nucleotide messenger RNA. It is a transcript of the gene SPATA24, whose product is annotated as spermatogenesis associated 24. The transcript has 6 exons. NCBI's taxonomy places the organism in Eukaryota, Metazoa, Chordata, Testudines, Emydidae. The record is from RefSeq and is a predicted model, not a curated record. Gene Ontology annotation, molecular function: DNA binding. The coding region runs from base 1 to 558 and encodes 185 amino acids. Gene Ontology annotation, cellular component: nucleus; cytoplasm.